CGAAGAAGAGAAACAAAACAGCAAGAGAGUUCUUUAUUAAUAAAGAUUCGUUGACUUGAAUACAUAAAUGUCUUCCAAUAUUUCAGUAGGAAUCCUGCUAUUUUUUCUGUUCCUUGUUGAAUUUUCGAGGUCUGACGACUGCACUCUUCCUGCACAGAUGACAACUCUGAGCGGCUCCUGUCUGCUGAUCCCGUGCACCUUCGGCCCUCGUAAACCGAGCUCUGGGGCUGUUGGAGUUUGGAACAUUGGCUUUCCAUUUCAGACCCAAGUAUCCAGAGGAAAUACAUCACUAAAUGGCUGGUCAAAAGUCCAAGUCAGCCUUCUUGGGGACGUGACACAAGGAAACUGCACCACGCUGUUGAAAAACUUGAGCACUUCAAACACAGAAACAUACUAUUUUAGGGUUGAAAGUGGCAACUUUACCUACAACUACACAGAAGGAGUUCAGAUUGACGUGUCAGGCUCACCGAAUGCCCCUCUGCUCAACUCAACGAGUCCAGUGAAUGAGAACUUGAACAUCAGUUUGUACUGCAGCUCUCCACUGUCCUGUCCCACACAACCUCCCAUUCUGACAUGGAGUGACACUCUGAACGGGACGGUGCUCCAGAAUAUCACCAGCAACAAUGGGAGUCAGUCCUUGUCAUCGCUGCUGACCUUUAGAGCUUCAUAUGAACUCGACAUGAAGAACAUCAGCUGCACAGUGUGGUACCCGGUGGGGACUGAAAACCGCAGGGUGUCAGCGAGUGUCCUUCUUCAAGUCUGGUAUCCUCCAAAGGAAACUACUGCACACAUUUAUCCUGCAGCUGACAUCAUGGAGGGAACACAAGUCAUACUGAGCUGCAUCUCGGUUAUAAACCCAUCUGGGAACUACACCUGGUUUAAAGGAAACAGAUCUGACGCCACCAGAAGAGCAGCCGGGCAGAAUCUGAGCAUCUCAGCGGUGACACUUGGUGACAGUGGGGUGUAUUACUGUCAGGCAGACAACCAGUAUGGAGGAAAAAAUUCAACAGCCGUGACUUUACGUAUACAGCCCUCACCACUGAACACCAUUCUUCUUCAUACAAUUAUUGGAAUUGUUGCCUCCCUUUUCAUACUUUUACUUGUGGUUAUUUUAACUUGGAGAAGGUGUAAGAGGGUCCCAAAAACAAGUGAAAAUGGAACCGAAAUAAACUUAUCCAGCCAAACCCAGAGUUCAUUACCAGAAGGGCAAGAGAACGGCUGUUAUGAAUCUUUACAAAGAGGGCAGGUGUCAAUCUAUGAGACUUUAGAGAAGAAAUAAACUUGGGCUGGAAGUGCAAAUUAGUGCAGCAGUUUAUUAAGAAAACAACGUAAAUGAGAGGACCUGCUGUUUGAGUCGCCAUUUGGCCUUCUGAUUCCUGGGUUAAGGUGUCACUUCAUUUUAAAGAACUUCGCUUAUUAAACUGGGGCCGCCGUUUCAGUUCACCUCCUGCCUGACACUGACAGACACUCAACUGCAGCACCAUGAUGGUGACGUCCAACAGCAAACGUGAGCCUUCACACUCUGGGGUGCCACUUGACAUGUGCUGCAGUGCUUUAUGUGGACGUCAGUAACAAUAAACAGAAUUAGAAUUGUCUGCAUUUAUCAUUGCAAGUCUUCUUUUAAUCCUUUUCAUUUUAGCUAGAACAUUAGAAUAUUAGAACACUCUGGACGAAA
Polypterus senegalus (gray bichir) is the source of this 1675-nucleotide messenger RNA. RefSeq names its product Schwann cell myelin protein-like. The record is from RefSeq and is a predicted model, not a curated record. The coding region runs from base 68 to 1279 and encodes 403 amino acids. The transcript has 8 exons. NCBI's taxonomy places the organism in Eukaryota, Metazoa, Chordata, Cladistia, Polypteriformes, Polypteridae.